Molecule: messenger RNA, 1221 nt
Organism: Cucurbita moschata (crookneck pumpkin)
Lineage: Eukaryota; Viridiplantae; Streptophyta; Magnoliopsida; Cucurbitales; Cucurbitaceae
Exons: 2
Coding region: 182-1024 (280 amino acids)
Source: RefSeq, a predicted model, not a curated record
GUUGAGCUGAUUCUUGCUCUACCCAACCAUUGAUCGCCACAACACAACCCACCCCACCCAUUUGGCUUCUUCCCUACCCUUCAUCCCUUUUCCUUCUUUUCUCAAACAAAACCCCCAAUUUCAGCCGGCCGUCGUCUCAGCGAUUUGGAUGAAGAAGUAGACUGAGUAAGCAGAGGAGCAAAUGGGUUUGAUCAGUAAUCGAGUAGAGAGAAGCGCAAUCAAACCAGGCGACCACAUUUACACUUACAGAGCUGUUUUCGCCUACUCCCAUCAUGGAAUCUUUGUAGGGGGAAGCAAGGUGGUGCAUUUUAGGCCUCAGAGAAACUUGAAUUCAAGCACCGACACACCUCCUGAGUUCUAUGAUUCAAGUUCAAGCAAUCCAUCAUCCUGUCCAAUCUUCCCUGACUGUGGGUUUAGACAGCCAAACAGCGGGGUAGUCCUUUCUUGUCUGGACUGCUUCCUGAGGAAUGGAUCCCUCUACUGCUUUGAGUAUGGAGUCACCCCGUCAGUUUUCCUCUCCAGGGUAAGGGGUGGGACAUGCACCACGGCAACAUCCGACUCAUUUGAUAUGGUCAUUCACCGAGCCAUGUAUCUUCUUCAAAAUGGAUUUGGUAACUACAAUGUGUUCCAAAACAACUGUGAGGACUUUGCUCUGUACUGCAAAACGGGUGUUCUGAUAGAGGACAGGCUUGGGGUUGGAAUAAGUGGCCAAGCUUCUUCUGUCGUAGGUGCUCCAUUAGCUGCCAUUCUUUCCUCUCCUCUGAAGUUACUUAUGCCAAGCCCUGUAGGCAUGGCUGUGAUGACUGCUGGAAUGUACAGCAUGAGUAGAUACGCCACUGACAUUGGUGUUCGAACUGAUGUGGUCAAGGUGGCCGUGGAACACUUGCCACUUCUUAAUCUCAAGUCAUUGAGCACAGAAGAAGAAGAUGAAGAUGAUGAAGAAGAAGAUGAAGAUGAUGAAGAAGAAGAUGAAGAUGAUGAAGAAGAAGAAGAUGAAGAUGAUGAAGAAGAAGCCUCCACCUAGAAAUGCUGGAGGCCAGGUGACAUCAACUCCAUUUUCUGGUCCAUGCAGCAACAGAUCACACGAGUACAUUUAUAGUGGUUUGUUUUGUCUAUUCCUAUUUUACUUAUUAAACUAAGUUUGGAUGACUAGUUUCGGGUUCUUAAUUACAAUAUAUUUCACUUUACUUGUAAUGUAAAAUUUUAAAAAAACACUUAUCC